UUCGUGCGUUACAUUCGUUCUUCUCAUCCUUCCGCUACUGUCUUGAUCUGCUCUAGUAACUUUUAUACACUUAAAGUGUACAGUAUCCCUACUAUACAGUAAGGAACGGAUGUGCUAAUCUCUGGAUCUUUAGACAGUAACUGAGACACCCUGCUCUCCACACUGUCCCUUCUGUCACGCUGUCUGCUCUCAGCCCCGGAGAUUCUGAGGAAAGAUGACUUUCUACGAUGGCAUUUACCCAUUCUACCCCCUACAAAGAACCUCCUUUAUCUUUAGCACCCACCUCCUCACCAUUAUCCUGGUCUUCCUGGUCCUCACGGUCAGCUUCCUUCUUAUUCUGCCAGGUAUCAGAGGCAAGUCGAGACUACUCUGGAUGUUCAGAAUCAUCAUCAGUUUAUUAAUAGGCAUUGUGAUAGUGGCACUGAAUUUCACCAGCGACUGGGCUGAGGCCCGAGCCACCACCAACACCACCUACAAGUCCUUCAGCAGUGAGGAGGUGAACGCUGAAGUGGGACUGCACAUAGGACUGUAUGGUAUUAACAUUACUUUAAAAGGGAAUCCUGUGAAUCAACUCAACGAGACCAUCAACUACAACGAGAUGUUUGCGUGGAAAGACACCAUCGAUGAGGAGUACGGGAACGCCUUAGAGAGAGGUCUACCUAACCCCAUCCUCUAUAUCGCUGAGAAGUUUACCCUCAACAACCCCUGUGGCCUCAUCUACCAGUAUAGAUACUCUGGGCGCUAUGCCUCGGCCACCCUCUGGACAGCGUUCUGCUGCUGGCUGGUAGCCAACGUGCUGUUCUCCAUGCCUGUCAUCCUGUACGCCGGCUACAUGAUGGUGGCCACCGCCGCUUUCAUCUUCUUCUCCGUGGCCUCCUUCUCCACCAUCAUGAACCUGCCUACCUGUCUGUUCACCAUAGGCACCUCUGGAGCCUUCCAGACAGAGUACAGCGGUUCUUUCUGGCUGGCACUGGCCACAGGUGUGCUGUGUUUAAUCAUUGGAGUCCUGGUGGUUCUGCUGGACUGUCUGAUCCCUGGGAAGAUACGAGAUGCCUUCAGUGUCGGGGUGGACAACGACGAAGAUGAGGAUGUUUAUUUUGGAGAGGGAUACCUGAACUCCAACUUCCUGGCAGGAGUAACCACCACACCUUUGACAACCUUAGUGCUUCCUACAGAUGAAAUUCGGAAAGUCAGCCGCCAACCAUCACUCCAGGAGCUGUCAGUCAGACUCUAACAGAGUCGGAUUUAUAACCUCCUAUCCCCUGCUUGAAAUGUCUCCACCCGCGCUAUCGAAUCGCUAGCUUUUUGGCAGCGUAGUUGGCUAAGACGUUGUCAAGGAGGGGGGGUCAAGUGUGUUUGCGGGGUAGAGGUCCCAGGUUGUAGGCGUGAGCUGGAUGGGGAGGAAGUGGUAUGGCUAAGCUAACACGGUGUUGGAGGAAGUGGUAUGGCUACGCUAGCAUGGUGUUGGAGGAAGUGGUAUGGCUACGCUAGCAUGGUGUUGGAGGAAGUGGUAUGGCUACGCUAGCAUGGUGAGGAAGUGGUAUGGCUAAGCUAGCACAGUGGGGAAGUGGUAUGGCUAAGCUAGCACGGUGAGCUAGGAAGUGGUAUGGCUAAGCUAGCACGGUGAGGAAGUGGCAUGGCUAAGAUAGCACGGUGAGCUAGGAAGUGGUAUGGCUAAGCUAGCACAGUGAGGAAGUGGUAUGGCUAAGCUAGCACGGUGAGGAAGUGGUAUGGCUAAGCUGGCACAGUGAGGAAGUGGUAUGGCUAAGCUGGCACGGUGAGGGAGGAAGUGGUAUGGCUAAGCUAGCACAGUGAGGAAGUGGUAUGGCUAAGCUAGCACAGUGAGGAAGUGGUAUGGCUAAGCUGGCACGGUGAGGGAGGAAGUGGUAUGGCUAAGCUAGCACGGUGAGGAAGUGGUAUGGCUAAGCUAGCACAGUGAGGAAGUGGUAUGGCUAAGCUGGCACGGUGAGGAAGUGGUAUGGCUAAGCUAGCACGGUGAGGAAGUGGUAUGGCUAAGCUAGCACGGUGAGGGAGGAAGUGGUAUGGCUAAGCUAGCACAGUGAGGAAGUGGUAUGACUAAGCUAGCACAGUGAGGAAGUGGUAUGGCUAAGCUGGCACGUUGAGGGAGGAAGUGGUAUGGCUAAGCUAGCACAGUGAGGAAGUGGUAUGGCUAAGCUGGCACGGUGAGGGAGGAAGUGGUAUGGCUAAGCUAGCACGGUGAGGGAGGAAGUGGUAUGGCUAAGCUAGCACGGUGAGGGAGGAAGUGGUAUGGCUAAGCUGGCACGGUGAGGGAGGAAGUGGUAUGGCUAAGCUGGCACGGUGAGGGAGGAAGUGGUAUGGCUAAGCUAGCACGUGAGGGAGGAAGUGGUAUGGCUACGCUAGCACAGUGAGGAAGUGGUAUGGCUAAGCUAGCACAGUGAGGAAGUGGUAUGGCUAAGCUAGCACUAUCACAAGCACAGUGACAUCUGUGUCGGUCACGCCAAACAAUAUUCUCUCAACUUGAAAAUCAAUUAUCAUUGCAGUUACCAAGAAAAAUGUGUUUAACUUUGUGAAUUAGUUGUGAAUAUCUCUGGGAGCCCUUUAAACCUACUGUACAAUAUAUUUAGUUAUGUAAAUCAUGUAUAUACGUAUAACGUGUUCUACGGUGUCAAUGCCAUAAUAUGUACUGUAUAUGUGUUGUAUCUGUGCCAUUUUCCAUGUUCCAAUAGCGUAACAAAAAUUAAACAAACGUGUGUGAGAUUCACAUACUUUUAAUGGACAUCGUUGAGUCAGGUAUUCAAGUCAUUGAUGAUCUGCUUCUUGUGUAAUGAACAUAACAUUGUGUAGUGAACGAACAAGUCCCAAAUGGCACCCUAUUCCCUAUAUAGUGCACUACUUUAGACCAGAGCCCUAUUCCCUAUAUAGGGCACUACU
Messenger RNA from Oncorhynchus mykiss (rainbow trout), 2913 nucleotides. RefSeq names its product dual oxidase maturation factor 1. The record is from RefSeq and is a predicted model, not a curated record. Gene Ontology annotation, cellular component: endoplasmic reticulum membrane. NCBI's taxonomy places the organism in Eukaryota, Metazoa, Chordata, Actinopteri, Salmoniformes, Salmonidae. Gene Ontology annotation, biological process: protein transport.